Messenger RNA from Papaver somniferum (opium poppy), 567 nucleotides. RefSeq lists its product as uncharacterized. The record is from RefSeq and is a predicted model, not a curated record. Bases 1 to 567 code for a protein of 188 amino acids. Lineage: Eukaryota; Viridiplantae; Streptophyta; Magnoliopsida; Ranunculales; Papaveraceae. Gene Ontology annotation, molecular function: nucleic acid binding. The transcript has a single exon.
AUGAAAAAGUUGGACGGUCAUCAUAAGGAAUGGUGUGAACAUAUUCCAAACGUGCUAUGGUCAUAUAGAACCACCAGGAGGGAUGCAACGGGGAUGUCACCCUUUUGUUUGACAUAUGGAGUUGAGGCAGUGCUACCUGUUGAAAUCAUCCUUCCGACCACGAGAAGACAAGCAUGGGAGAAAGGGCUAAACUCGGAUUUAAUUCUAGCGAAAUUAGACGACCUUGAGGAAAGCAAGGAAUUCACAUUACAACAUAUGGUAAAUUAUCAUCAGAGGUUAUCAAGGGAGUAUAACAAAAGGGUAAAACCCCGGAUCUUCAUACCUGGAGAUCUUGUGCUGCGAGAAAUACCCCCAUAUCAGAAGGGAUCAGGAGGAAAGCUAGAGCCUACGUGGGAAGGUCCUUAUAUCGUGAAAAGGGUAGUUGGCAAUGGGGCAUACGAGUUGGCGGACUGCGAAGGAAAAGACACAGAAGAAGAAGGGAACAUAAUAUACGGCGAGAUCGAGAGGCAAGACCGAAAAUUGGAUCACCCUUGGAAUCCAGUAUAUAUCAAGAAGUAUUAUCCGUGA